AUGGCCGAACAGCAGCAGCGGGACUCGCUGUGUCCGCGUCUGAUCGACUACCUGGCGAUCGUCGGAGCCCGCACCACACACAUGUCCCGCUCGGGGACGGGAAGCGCGGGCGGGGCGGCCGUAGUUGGUGGCAGCUCCGGUAACCAGUCGUCCGUACAGCUGCCGGAACUGCUGCGCCGCUAUCCACCGAUGGACCACGACGACUUCCCGUUGCCGCUCGACAUGGUGUACUUCUGCCAGCCGGAGGGAUGCGUCAGCGUUGGGUCGCGGCGUACCGGCGCCGCCAUCCGCGACACCACCUCGUUCGUGUUCACGCUCACCGACAAGGACUCGGGUAAGACGCGGUACGGUAUCUGCGUCAACUUUUACCGCCCGAUCGAGAAGUCGCAGGGACCGAGGGGCGGUGCCGGCGCCGGUGGGGGCCGCGGGCUGGCCGGAGCGGGAAGCGGAGGCGGUAAGCAGCAGGCCAACUCGUCACUGCGGCGCGAGUCGUGGCGCAAGAGCAUGGAGAAGAGCUCGGACUCGGCGUUCUCGAGCGACUACCGGAGCAGCAACAUCGCGCCGAGCGACUCCUCCGACCGGGACUGUCCGAGCCGGCGCGACUCCGAUCCGCCGAACCACCAGCACCAGCCGUCGCUGCUGGGCGUGGGCGGGCCGUCGGCGGCCGACUCGGAGUCGGGCGGCAGCCACUCGCCGUCACCCCGCGCCUCCCGCAAGCGCUCGAAGGUGCGCAACCACUCGCUGACCUCGCUCUGCAUCCUGUCGCACCAUCCGUUCCUGUCGAUCUUCCGCGAGUGCCUGUUUAUCCUGAAGCGGCUCAUCGAUGCCUGCAACGACUCGUGCAGCCCGAAGCGCACCGGCUCGGGGACGGGGAUGGGGGCGGCGGCGGCGACCACCGCUGCCCGCCAGGCGGUGCGGGACAGCGUGUGGAACGUGCUGACCAACCAGGCGUCCGAGGCGACGAGCGCCGUCGUGCUGCACGACGUGCAGGAGAUCGAGACCUGGAUCUUGCGGCUGUUGUCCGCGCCGGUGCCGGUGCCCGGGUCGACGCGCGUCGAGGUGGACGUGCUGUCCGGGGCACUCUACCAGCCGCUCGUCUUCGCGCUGCCCGACCACACGCGCUUCACGCUGGUCGACUUCCCGCUGCACCUGCCGCUCGAGCUGCUCGGCGUGGAGACGUGCCUGAAGGUGCUGACGCUCAUCCUGCUCGAGCACAAGCUCAUCAUACAGUCGCGCGACUACAACGCGCUCUCGAUGUCGGUGAUGGCGUUCGUGCACCUGAUCUAUCCGCUCGAGUACAUGUUCCCCGUCAUACCGCUGCUGCCGACCUGCAUGGGCAGCGCCGAGCAGCUGCUGCUCGCACCGACGCCUUACAUCAUCGGGCUUCCCGCGACCUUCCUGAUGUACAAGAAAAACUUCCGGUUGCCGGAUGACAUUUGGCUGGUGGAUCUCGACUCGAACAAGCUAACGCCGGCGUCCGGCGACAUGGAACCGGUACCGAUGCUGCCCGAACCGGAGGGCGGUAUCCUCAAGAAUCACCUCAAACAGGCGCUGAGCUCGAUGACGUCGGGAACGCUGUCGUCGUCGUCGGCGGCCAUAUCCACGCCAUCCGUACCGAAGGCGGGCAAUGGUAGAGAGAGCUUUGCUGCCAACACGGCCAACGCCACCACGGGCCUGGCGCUGCAGGCUCCAGCGCCGUCGGGCGCCGGAUCGAAUCACCACCAUUCCGCACCCGGAGCGCCCGGAGCGGGAUCGUCGCAGCAGCUGAGUCCGGUGGGUGGAGCACCACCGGCGCCGUCGGCCAGCCCGAACCCGCUGAUCUUCGGCGCCGACGUGGACUCGGUGGACGUGGCGACGCGGGUCGCCAUGGUGCGCUUCUUCAACUCGCAGAACACGCUCGCCAACUUCACCGAGCACACGCGCAUCCUGCGCCUCUACCCGCGCCCCGUCGUCGCCUUUCAGAUCAACAGCUUCCUGCGGUCGCGGCCCCGCACCUCCGCCUUCCUCAACCGGUUCGCGCGCACGCAGGCCGUCGAGUGGCUGGCCGAGUGGUCGCUCACGCCCUCGAACGUGGCGUUCCUGCGCGUGCAGACGGGCGUCCUCGACCCGGCGCAGGUCGGCGACAAGCCGAAGUGGUACUCGCACACGCUCAACCCGAUCCGGUUCCCGGUGUGGGACGACGGCAGCUCGCUGAACGUGGCGCUGAAGCGGAUGCUGCGCCUCGAGAGCCAGCCGACGGACGAGAGCGGCUCGGACUCGGAGGGCGCCGACAGCACCAGCUCCAGCUACUCGUCGCUCAGCGACUUCGUGUCGGAGAUCGUGUCGUCGGACCUGUCGCCCAGCCUGCACGAGGUGUACGCCAACCAGCACCACCACCAGCACCAUCACCACGUCGCACCGAAGAACCUGUCCUCCAACCUGGACCCGCGGCUAGUCUACCGGCCGCCCAGCUCGUUGCGCUUCCCGGAGGGCAUGCGACCGCCGAACGCGAAGGAGCUGGUCGACACGGACGCCCACGACUCCGGCGGUUCCACCUCGUCGAGCCAAUCGGAUCUCAGCUCGCCCAGCUUCAACCGCGACUCGGAGUUCGAGUUCAACCCGAAGACGCGCAACGAGGUGCACCUGGUGGUGAAGCCGGAGCGCGAGCACGGCAGCUUCGAGAACGAGUCCGACUCCAACUCCACCACCACGCCCAAGACGAUCGUGUCGAAGGACAGCGGCGGGUCGCUCGAGGCAGCGACCAAGCCGGGCCGGGUGGCCGGCAAGCUGAGCAAGAUCCCGCCACCGAUCUCGCCCAACUACGGGCGCCAGCAGAGCGGAGCGAACCUGCUCGCACGCACCUCCAGCUCCGGCUCGACUGGCUCCGGCAGCCAUCCGCCAUCGCUCGGCUCGGCCGGUUCGCAGCGCCAGAGCUCGCAGGGCUCGCUGUUCGAGGUGCUGACGACGCAGGCAAAGGAACUGGUAAGGGAAACGACUCGCCAGAGCAGCCAGGACGGGCUGCUGGCGCAGAUGGACAAGUUGAAAGUGCAGGCCAAGGAGAUAGAAGAAGAUCUCAAGAUUCUAGCUCCCCUCGAGCAGCUGACCCUUCAGGCGAAGAAGGCGGCCGAGGAGGCGUCCAAGCAGGCACUGGAGGCGUCCAAGCAGGCGGCAGGUGUCAGCAAGAAUACCAUCGAGGACCUGACGUAUGUCGGCAAGUCCACCAUCGGCGAUCUGACCAAGUCGGCCAAGGAGGUCGCGGCCAAGAAGGGGCUGCUGCAGCAGGGUAGCGCAGGUGGUGGUGGUGGUGGUGGUGGGGGUGGGGGCGCUGGUGGUAGCCACCAGCAGUCGCUCAGCUCGCCGACGGCGAACACGGUCGCUACCACCAACCAGUCGCUGUUCUCGUCCAUCACCAGCGACUUCAAUGGGAUCGCACAAUCCACGUCGUCCAUGUUCUCCGAUUUAUUCGGGAGCAAGCAGAAGACCCAGCAGCAGCAGCAGCAUAAUCACCAUCCACACCAUCAGCAGCAGCAGCAGCAUCAGCAGCAUCAGCAACAUCACCAGCAGGCCCAGCAACAGGCCCAUCAGCAGCAGGGUGGUAUAUUGCAGCAGCAGCAGCAGAAGAUGAAGGAGAAGCUGUCGUUCGAUCCGUUCCCGGGGCGGAAGGGUCUGGUCGAGCGCAAUCCACUGAUCAAACACUCGGGACCCAAGCAGACGAAGGAGGAGAUGCAGCGGAUACAGAACGCGGAGCGUUCGUCCAGCAACUCGGAGAACCAGGGCUUCCUGAAGGAUCUCGUCAACCAGGUGCUAGCGGGCGAGGGCGUCGGCUGGCUCAAGCUGAAUCGGCUGAAGAAGCUGAUGGAGGACGAAUCGUACCGCAUGCUGGUGCUGGGCAAGCUGAACCGCACUCUAGAGCGCAAGAUAGGCCCGGACGACCACAUAGACGAUGUGUGCAUAUCGAAGGCGGUCUACAAGGGAACCCUCAAGUGUCUGAUUGCCAUCACCCACGGGCUGGAGCACACGGUCAGCAACUUCGGGCUGGGUGGAAUGGCGUCCGUGUUCCAGAUGAUGGAGAUCGCCCAUACGCACUACUGGAGCAAGGAGCUAGUCGAGGGUGCCGGCUCCGAUAUGUCCGCCAGUCUCCUCUCGAGCCAGAGUGUCAGUCCGCUCGGGAGUCGGGAAAACCUUCGGUCGCCCCAGAGCCCCUCGGAGCUGUCGGAGUGGAUGCUCGGAGGGUCGCGCAAGAGCUCGAGCGCUACCACCGACCACCUGUCGCGCCACCCGUCGGAGAACGAGCACGAGAACCAGACGACGUCGGAGAUGUUCAAGGAUAUGCUGUCACUCAAGCGGAAUGUGCUGUUCAACAAGCUGACAUCGUUCGAGUCAGAGGGUAGCAUUGCGAUGCAAGAUUCAUCUGGUACACUAUCAGUCGCUAGUGACGUUUUGCCGCAACAGCAACCCUGUGACUUUUUGGCCGCCUCUAUCUCGUGCCGCUCGACGGUGUCGGACACCGAGUACGAAAAGUUUCCUAAGAGUUCGACGCUGAAGGACGCGAAGAAAAUGGCGGGCGGGAUCUUUUCCGGCAAGUCGUCGCUGAGUGCCGGCUUCCGGUACACCGGUGGCAGCCUCAUCCCGUCGUCCGGCUCGCCGUCGCCGGACGCACCGCGCGUGUACCUGUUCGAGGGGCUGCUCGGCAAGGAGCGGUCGGGCAUCUGGGACCAGAUGCAGUUCUGGGAGGAUGCGUUCCUGGACGCGGUCAGCCAGGAGCGGGACAUGAUCGGCAUGGAUCAGGGUCCGGGCGAGAUGAUGGAGCGCUACAAGGCGCUGUCGGACUCGGAGCGCAAGCGGCUCGAGCACGACGAGGACCGGCUGCUGUCGACGAUGCUCUACAACCUGACCGCCAUCCUGGUGAUGCUGAACGUGCACAAGCUGGAGAUCAAGAAGAAGGUUCGCCGGCUGCUCGGCAAGAGCCACAUCGGCUUCAUCUACUCGCAGGAGGUGAACCUGCUGCUCGACCAGAUCAACAAUCUGCACGGUAACGACAUCGAUCUGAAGCCGCUCGGAUCGCGGUUGCUGCAUCGGCAGAGCUUCACGGUGCACCAGGGCGUGGAUGCCAGCGGUUCGCUGCGCUUCAUCGAGGUGCGGGACGACGGGCUGGUGCUGCGAUCCGUCAACGGCAGCAUCACCGAGCGCUGGUGGUUCGAGCGGCUCGUCAACAUGACCUACUCACCCAAGACGAAGGUCCUCUGCCUCUGGCAGCGCAACGGUGGCCAGACGCAGCUGCACAAGUACUACACGCGCAAGUGCAAGGAGCUGUACAACUGCAUCAAGGAGUCGAUGGAGCGGAGCGGUUGCGCCGGCCAGGCACCCGAGCUCGGCGGUGAGUUCCCGGUGCAGGACAUGACCACCGGCGAGGGCGGCCUGCUGCAGGUGUGCCUCGAGGGUGUGGGCCUGUUGUUCGCCAACAGCAAGUUCUUCAUCCGGUUGAAUCACAUCCGGAAGUGCUUCACGCAGAAGGGUGGCGUUUUCAUCCUGGAGGAGUACAAUCCUAAAACGAGGCUCAUCAUUCAACGAAAGUAUAAAUCGGCAAUGGCCGAUCAGAUCUGCUACGCCGUGCUGUGCGUGUUCUCGUACAUUGCCGCCGGGCAGGAGCAGCAAACGAAGCACCAGCACCAUCACCACCAGCAUGCCGGAACCGGAAAAGGUGCUCAGCAACAGCAGCAGCAGCAGCAGCAGCAGCAACAACAACAUCCGCCUCAGAAGGUUCAGCAGACGCAUCUGCCGCAGCAGAGCUCACCCAAGCUGAAGACGGUCGUGGGGAAGCCGCUCAGUCCGAAGCAACCGACGCAGCCCAAUCCGAAUCAACAACAGCAACAUCCAACACAACAACAACAACAACAGCAACAACAACAACAACAGCAACCACCACAACAGUCUCCUCAAUUGCAACAACAAUUAAACCGGAAGAACUCGAGCACAUCUCAGCAACAAACAACCGCUUCCUCCACCCCCUCCACCACCGAUCCGGCCUCGGGCAAGGGGAAGGCGCCACCGACGAUCCCGGCCCGGCCGCGUACCGCCGCCCCGCCCGCCCCCGGCAGCAGUCCGCCGGCGAGCAAGGCGCCGGUUCUGGCAGCCAGCGGCCGCGGACCCCCGCCGGCCAUCCCGCCCCGCUCCAGCCUCUCGCAGCGCGCCGACUCGGUCAGCGUGCCGCCCGCCAACCAACAGCCCCUGCUGCGCCAGUACUCCGCCAUCGAGCCGUCAACCCGCAACCCGCAGCCACCCACCAAGCCGUUCCCCUUCCGCUCGCUCCAAUCGAAGCAGUCGACCGACGGGGCGGACCACAAAUAG
This is a messenger RNA of Anopheles coustani, 6327 nucleotides long. RefSeq names its product MAP kinase-activating death domain protein (gene Rab3-GEF). Gene Ontology annotation, molecular function: guanyl-nucleotide exchange factor activity. Gene Ontology annotation, biological process: regulation of apoptotic process; regulation of Rab protein signal transduction. Gene Ontology annotation, cellular component: cytosol. The record is from RefSeq and is a predicted model, not a curated record. The transcript has 15 exons. The coding region runs from base 1 to 6327 and encodes 2108 amino acids. NCBI's taxonomy places the organism in Eukaryota, Metazoa, Arthropoda, Insecta, Diptera, Culicidae.